UCCUGUUUACAUGUGAACCCCUUUCGUAUUUUAUCAACUCUUCGGGCGCUGCGAAGGAUUAGAGUGAUGUGUUUACAUUCGUGAGAUUUAUAAUAGUAAACUAUGGAAGAAGUAAAUGGAAAUGUGCGAGAUGUGCUUCAGACAACACUGAACAAUAGUCAGAGCCUCUCCCCCAAGUUAGCUGGUAUGAUUAGGCGAUUCAAGGCCGUGACUACCCUUUUGAUGAUGAGACGAGAUGCAGCUUAUGCUGACCUUGACACAUACACAAAACGUCUCCACAACUGGGUGGAUGAAUUUGAUGAAACAAUGAGAACGUCAAUAAAAGUGGCAUUUUCAGAGAAAUCUGCCGUCAUUAAAGCUUGCAGAGAAGAACUAGAAGAAGAGUUGUCUACCUUGGGUGUUCUUUUGAAGGAGUCAGAAAAACUUCUUACUGGUUCAACCAACUUUGACGCCACUCAGAAAAAACAUGGAAAGACUCUGAUCACAGCUCUGAAGAUGAUGAAGACAACUAGUCGACUGGAAACAGGAGAUGUUGGUGAGAAUCUGUCAUGCCUGAGCCUGUCUACUCUGCUUGAUUGUGAUAACCUGCCUGAACUUGGACAACUGGUUACAAAAUACUCCUCAGAUGAAAUGGUUAAUGUGCAAAAAGAAGAGAAGCCACCAGAGAAAAGCAAACCAUCGGAGAAAAGCAAUCUAACUGGUCAAAGAACAGAAUCCACUCGCACAAACUCGAACAGUACAUCUGAAAUUGAAAAAGUUGAAGAGUUGACUGUGAAGAAAGUCAAAAGGAGUAAUAGUGGUCAAAGGUCCAAGGAAAAACGGUCCAGCAACAAUCAACAGAAUCAGAGGUUUAUUAUCAGCCAGCUAGAGAAAGGUGGUAUAAGUAAACUAGGAACAAGGUGUUCAACAGGUGAAACUGGGUCAAAAACAAUGGUCUCUGACAAUGGAAAUACUGAAGAGCAGAAAACAAGGAGACAGAUCAUCAGAGAAGCAGUAUUCAAACCUUUCAAUGGUUCCCCCCAGAAAUCAUCAGUCGGCAAGAAGAGGGACCGUUAUAAUGGUGCGGCUGAUUCAAUGACAGAAGCCCAGAAUUGUACUAAAAUUGUCAAUAGUGAUGCGGCUUCUUCACAGGGGUCUAAGACCUCGGGAAAAGACCAAAUAAGUGUGAAUGACCUUUCAUGGGAAAAUGAGCUGACAAAUUCUGAUGCACAUGUCACCACACAAAAUAGGGUUGAAGACAAUGCAAGAGUUUUAGUUGAGACAAAGAUUCCCAAUCCAGAGAAAAAGACAACCAUGUCGAAUGCAAAUGAAACCAAGAAAAGUGUUCUUAAAAAUGACUCCCUGUCGGUAGAUAAGACACCAACAUCACAUGCUGACAUAGACAUGAAGUCUCCGGAACCUAUUCCCAUGGGAAAUGGAGACUAUCAGAGGACAAGUACCCCAAAGAGUUAUCCACCGGAAAAUAUAAAAACUGAACUAAUAACUCCUGAAGAGGCAAAGAUUAAACAAGAGCCACAAAUUCCUGCAGAUGUGAACAACAACUGUGCUUUCACAAGUCAACAAACUGUUGAAAACGCAGUUGUUAAAAGGUGCUUCUCUGUGUCUUCAGCAGAGACCUGGGAAGAUGAUGUGGAUGUGAUGGACAAAAAAGUUGAUAAAAAGGCCAUAUUGAAGGAAGAAUUUCCAGAGAUCAUCACAGGAAAGGACUUCUCAACCAAAAGCAAUGAAACUUUGGACGGAACUUCGCCUCAGAAAGAUGUGAACUGUAAUGUCAUUGAUUCUGGCAUUCAUUCCUCAGAUGAUUUAAGCUCAGCAGAGAAAAGUGAGUCAAGAAACAAUGAAGAGCAGGAGUCCAGUAAAAAUGUGAUGAAUGGAGAUGAGAAUUUUUCAAACAGUGUUGUUGAAAGUAGCCAGAAAGAAACUGUGUCGAAUGAACUGGACUGCAGUGUAUCAAGCAUUCCUAUGCCAAAGUCUCCCUAUCCCUCAACAACUACCACAUCCCAAGAAAUUCCAAAUUCCAAAACACUAUCUGGCAGCCAUUCGGAUUCCUCAGAAGAUUCAAGCUCAGAAGAAAAAAAUGAGUCGAACAACAAUGAAGUGGAGAGGUCUUUUGAAUCAAUUGUGAAUAGGAUUGACAAUACUUUAUCAAACAAUAUGAUUGAAAGUAACAAGAAAAACCUUGUGUCAAAUGAUUUGGAUAUCAGUGUAUCAAAAGUUCAGUCUCCAGAGUCUUCCGAUCUCCUAGAAAAAAACCAGGAAACUCUAAAUUCUAAAACCGUAACUGAUAGUGUAAUUACCAGGCAUGCAAGAGAAGAAAUAAACAGAGAUAGUGUUAUAACCAGGCAUGUAAGAGCACACCAGAGUGAAGGUAAAAAGCAGUUUGUUCCUCCAAUACCUGCAAAGAUGCUCUUCAAAGCCGGCACCGAGGAGAUAAUGAAGUUUCCGAUCGGCGUGACCACUAACAGCAUGGGGGAGGUCCUUGUAGGGGACACGGGAAACCAUGUUGUCCGAGUGUAUAACAGUGAGGGGAAAUAUCUCAGAGACAUCGGCAAAGAGAUGUACAUGAAGAGGCCAUCGGCUAUUGUGGUGAAUCACAAGGACGAAGUCUUUGUUAAGGAUGACGUUGCUGUGUUUGCAUUCAAAGCUGAUGGGACAUUCAUACGGACGAUAGCCAAAGGAAAACUUGGUCACCCUUUUGGUUUGGCCUUGACCCCUGACGGAUAUCUGGUGACCUUGGAUACAACAAGGAACAAUCCAAAAGUGUUCGUUCUGUCGCAGGAUGGAUCUCGCGUGGACUCCUUUCCCUUCGCACACCUCUGUAAUCCCAAGGCCCCAGGCUCCUCCAAGUGCAGAUUCCUUGCUGUACAGGCCGAGAGGCUCAUAGUCAGUGAUCUAGGAACAAGUUUUAUUUACAUAUCGGAUAAUUGGGGACAGAUCCUGUUUGAGUUCGGAGGGUACGGUAGCUAUAACGGACAAUUCCGGGAGCCUUCCGGAGUGACCACAGACCAGCAGGGUAACAUGCUCAUCGGAGACAGCAAGAACGACAGAAUCCAGAUCUUCAAGCCCAAUGGAACUUUCCUGUGCGACAUUCAGUUUGAUAAGCCUAUACAAAGACCCUCGGACAUUCACCUGACAAGAGACGGCAAGCUGUACGUCUCAAACUUCCUUCUGCACAUUGUUUCUGUGUACCAACUGGGUCAGCCAUGAGAAUAGGAUCAAACAAUGGACACCAAGUCCCUCAGACUGUCAGGCCUUUAGGCCCCGACUGAGAAUAGGUGCUACGUGUUAGGUCACUCUCAUGAAAUGUUAAUUGUGGGUGUAGAUAUUUGACUGUUUGAAAAAGUUGUUCUUUGUCAGAAGUGUAUGCUCCCAUAUUCCUUACGGAAAUGUGGUUUAUGGGAAUUGAUAGGAAUGACUUUCUGGACUUGGAUAGUCAUGACUUUUUGGGCAUGGAUAGUUAAUUGACUUCAUGGAUCGUUAAUUGACUUCUUGGAUGGGGAUAGUUAUGACUCUGUGGUCAAUGAAUCGACUGAUUACCACAUACAAAAAUUGGUAACUGUGACAUUUGAGUCGUUAAAAAAGGGCGAAUUUUGGUGACAGAUUAUUACUUUGUUUUGAGGAACUUUGAUUGAAAUAAGUGGAGUAUAAAGUUUCCAUUUACUAAACUAUUUCCCCUUUCAUUGAACUUAAAAGAGCAGUGCUCCAUUUAUGUUUGAUUUUGUUUUUGAUUUUUUUUCAAAUAAUUUUUUGUAUUAAUAAAUUACAAGAAAUUUC
Magallana angulata is the source of this 3774-nucleotide messenger RNA. Its product is annotated as rho GTPase-activating protein gacF-like. NCBI's taxonomy places the organism in Eukaryota, Metazoa, Mollusca, Bivalvia, Ostreida, Ostreidae. The record is from RefSeq and is a predicted model, not a curated record. Gene Ontology annotation, molecular function: protein binding. The transcript is spliced from 9 exons. Bases 103 to 3207 code for a protein of 1034 amino acids.